CGCCCUGUGCCUCUGUAAUCUAGAAACAUGGUUUCAAAUGAAUUUUAUACUGUCUAUUAAUCUCCUUUCCAGAUGAUAUUGAAUUCGAAUCGGCCCAAAACACCAUUGUGUUCUUACCAAGAACCUAUUUCAGUAAGAAAAAUAAAAUAGUUUCUUUGUUCAAUCAUUUCUGGCAACCCACCAAUUUGGUGAAUUGAACAAGAAUGAUAACAAAUUAUGAGCAAAAUUGAGUUAAAGUCCAGAAACUUUUGAAAACCAAGAACGCAGUAGAAGACGGAGGACGAAGAUACUGUAUCUCUGAGACAAGUACGCGAAUCUUGUUUCUCAUCUAUCUGCUGUUUGACUUGAGGGUUUUGGCGGGGAGAUGGAGGACGAAGAUGGGAUCAGAGAAAGCAGCAGCGGGACUGGGUUUGUUGGGGCCGGCGGCGUUGGGGGAGAAGGCAGGUGGGUUGAUGGGAGUGAAGUUGACUCAGAGUCGCCUCCAUGGUCACUGCUCGACGAGGCUGAUAGCGGACAAGUGUAUGGGACUAUGAGGAGGAGGUUAAUGAAGAAGCCCAAGCGAGUUGAUUCUCUUGAUGUUGAAGCUAUGGAGAUUGCCGGUGAUCAUGGUCACCGCUCCAAGGAUCUUUCUCUUUGGCAAACUCUUGCAAUGGCAUUUCAAACGCUCGGCGUGGUAUAUGGUGACAUGGGCACAAGUCCUUUAUAUGUCUUCUCGGAUGUGUUCAGCAAAGUUGGCAUUGAAUCAGAAGUUGAUGUGCUGGGGACUUUAUCUUUAGUGUUGUACACGAUUGCUCUUAUUCCCUUAACUAAAUAUGUCUUUGUAGUGCUCAAAGCUAACGAUAAUGGGGAAGGAGGCACAUUUGCAUUAUAUUCACUAAUCUGCAGGUACGCUAAGGUCAAUCUGCUGCCAAAUAGUCAGCCAGCUGAUGAACGCAUCUCAAGUUUUAAGCUCAAACUCCCCACUCCCGAGUUGGAAAGGGCUUUAACCAUAAAAGAGAUCUUGGAAAGUAGAUCAUCCUUGAAAACCUUUCUCUUGCUGCUGGUCUUGAUGGGAACUUCCAUGGUUAUAGGGGAUGGCAUUCUGACACCAGCUAUAUCAGUUAUGUCUGCUGUGAGUGGUCUGCAAGGUCAAGUGGAGGGAUUUGGUACAACUGCUGUUGUUGUCACAGCAAUCACAGUCCUUAUAGUUUUGUUUAGCAUACAGCAGUUUGGGACUGGUAAAGUGGGUUUCAUGUUUGCUCCUAUACUUGCUUUGUGGUUCUUCUCUCUGGGUUCUAUUGGAUUGUACAAUUUAAUUAAGUAUGAUAUCACCGUCAUAAGGGCAUUAAAUCCAGCUUAUAUAUAUUUAUUUUUCAAGAAGAAUGGGACAGAGGCAUGGUCAGCUCUUGGUGGUUGUGUACUGUGCAUUACAGGAGCUGAAGCAAUGUUUGCUGAUUUAGGGCAUUUCUCUGUUCGAGCCAUACAGAUUGCUUUUACUUGUUUUGUGUUUCCCUGUCUUCUCCUGGCUUACUUGGGCCAGGCAGCAUAUCUAAUGAAAUACCCUGAAUCUGCGGCUAGAAUAUUCUAUAAUUCUGUGCCAGAUAGUCUCUUCUGGCCAGUCUUUGUGGUAGCCACACUUGCUGCUAUGAUUGCAAGCCAAGCAAUGAUAUCUGCGACAUUUUCAUGCGUCAAGCAAUCUAUGGCUCUUGGGUGCUUCCCAAGAAUGAAGAUAAUUCACACCUCAAAAAGGAUGAUGGGUCAAAUAUACAUUCCUGUGAUCAAUUGGUUUUUGAUGACAAUGUGCAUAGUUGUUGUUUCCGUCUUCCAGAGUACAACAAGUAUUGCCAAUGCAUAUGGGAUAGCGGAAGUUGGUGUGAUGAUUGUGACCACCACCUUGGUAACACUUGUAAUGCUUCUCAUAUGGCAGACAAACUUAUUUCUGGCCUUGUGUUUCCCAGUUGUUUUUGGGUCAAUCGAGCUCAUGUACUUGUCUGCAGUUUUAUCAAAAAUCAUGGAGGGUGGUUGGCUUCCACUUGUUUUUGCUAGUUUCUUCCUCUGUAUCAUGUACAUUUGGAAUUACGGAAGUGUGCUCAAGUACAAGAGUGAGGUCAGAGAGAAGAUAUCCUUGGACUUCAUGCAUGACCUAGGAUCCACCUUAGGGACUGUAAGAGUCCCUGGAAUUGGAUUGUUGUAUAAUGAGCUUGUCCAUGGCAUUCCCUCAAUUUUCGGGCAGUUUCUGCUUAGCCUACCUGCAAUCCAGUCAACUAUUGUAUUCGUUUGCAUCAAAUAUGAGAAGGGAGAGGAAAUCAUAUCUUUUUAUUGGUGA
Carica papaya (papaya) is the source of this 2305-nucleotide messenger RNA. The record is from RefSeq and is a predicted model, not a curated record. Lineage: Eukaryota; Viridiplantae; Streptophyta; Magnoliopsida; Brassicales; Caricaceae.